AUGUCAGAGGUAAUGAUUGAUAUCGAGCUAUUGACAUGCCCAAUAUGCUCUGAUACAUUUAGAGACGCAUGCGACACUAGCUGUGGACAUACCUUUUGUGAGUUCUGUCUCAACGCUUGUCUAGAGUCAAAGCCUGACGUGUGUCCAGUGUGUGCAAAGGACCCAUCUCCUGUGCACCCUGCCUUCACCAUCAGGUCAAUCUGUGACAUGAUCGCACCUGUCACUCCAGAGGAUAAAGAUGAUGAAUCAACAUUAGAGACAGAGAAGGAACAGGGUAAUGCCAGUUAUUACAAGAACAAGUUUGCCGAUGCCAUCGUACAUUAUAACAACGCGAUUGAUAAGGUCACCAACUCUUCCGAUACAAAGAACUGUGUCCUGUUUAACAAUCGUGCUCAAUGCUAUAUACAUCUACGUCAGUACAAGAGAGCACUAAUGGAUUGUGAUGAGGCCAUCAGAUUGAGUAACACCAAUGUCAAGGCAUACAUGAGAAAGGGAUUGUGUCUGAGGCAGUUGGGACAAUUUGUCGAGAGUAGAACUGCUUAUAUGAAGGCUAUGGAGUUGGACACACAGCAACAGUGGACACAACAUAUUCAGGAGGGACUGGCAGGUCUCCCAGUGUUUAAGGCUAGCACCACAUCGACAACAUCAUCUCAACAACAACAUCAUCAGCCACAGCAGCAACAACAUCACCAACAGCAAUAUAAUACGCUGCCACAUCAGCGUCCAAACAGCUCCUAUCCAGGCCAGCCACAGACGCAGCAACAGAUGUACUUCCAGCAAUUCCAACAGCAGCAACAGCAGCAGUUCAAUGGUGGCAACAACAACAACAACCACCAGUAUCCGUCGUUCAAUCAGAAUGCCGCGCGCUACACCGCGCCCACAGGCUACCCCGGUCAGUUUGUUCGCAACAGCACAGGAUACAACACCUAUCAUCCACAACAGUCUCGCAACUCACAGCCUCCACAACAACCACCAACGACAACAACCUCCACCUCUUCAUCGACAUCAUCCAAUGUAAAUAAUGCUGCACCAUCCAACAACAGACCACCAUCAUCAACAUCCACCACCUCAACCUCCACGGCCUCAUCGUCGGCUUCAUCGAUUCCCGCACCAUCCGCUCCACCCGUCUCAACAUCACCGUCGUCUGCUCCCAUCUCCUCCUCGCCAACCAACUCUGCACAGGCUGAAAAGAAGAACUGUAAAUCACAAUAG
This is a messenger RNA of Acytostelium subglobosum LB1, 1212 nucleotides long. RefSeq lists its product as hypothetical. Lineage: Eukaryota; Evosea; Eumycetozoa; Acytosteliales; Acytosteliaceae. The record is from RefSeq and is a predicted model, not a curated record. Bases 1 to 1212 code for a protein of 403 amino acids. Gene Ontology annotation, molecular function: metal ion binding; protein binding. The transcript is spliced from 3 exons.